Temnothorax curvispinosus is the source of this 3244-nucleotide messenger RNA. RefSeq names its product tubulin-specific chaperone cofactor E-like protein (gene mlt). Gene Ontology annotation, biological process: protein folding. NCBI's taxonomy places the organism in Eukaryota, Metazoa, Arthropoda, Insecta, Hymenoptera, Formicidae. Gene Ontology annotation, molecular function: alpha-tubulin binding. The record is from RefSeq and is a predicted model, not a curated record. The coding region runs from base 25 to 1584 and encodes 519 amino acids. The transcript is spliced from 6 exons.
UUCCGGAUAAAUAAGCUUCUCGUAAUGUUCCAGAAUGCAGUAAACAUGCCGUCGUUGCUGGAAGCAUUAGAGCUUAAGUACGGCAGCUCAACGACGGACUGCUCAUUGACGGACGAUGAAGCGGAGUCUGGCUCGCCCAAAGCCGCCCUGUCGGUGAGCAUCUUCAUCCCCAAGAAAUCCCCACGACACACGGUGCCGGCGCUAUUGGUGCUCCAGGACUGCGACAUCGAGUCGGCGGGCAACGACGCCGAGAAGCUUCGCAGCAAGUGCAAGAACGUCGAGGAGCUUGACCUGGCGCAGAAUAAGCUGUCGCAAUGGACGGAGGUAUUCGACAUCCUGCAGCACAUGCCCAAGAUCAAGUUCGUGAACUUGAGCUUCAACUGCCUCGCGGAGGUGCUGGAGAUCAAGCAUGGUAACUACGAUCUUCUGAGGAAUCUCGUGCUCAAUGGCACGAGGGUGUCCUGGUCGACGGUGCAGGGACUGGUACGGCACUUGCGCAAUCUGGAGGAACUUCACUUGUCUUUGAACGAGUACAAAACGGUGGACCUGGAUUAUCAAAAGCCGGAGAACGCGAAUCCGGCGCUGAAGAAAUUACACUUCACCGGCAAUCCGGUGGAAGUUUGGAACGAGAUCUCGAAGCUAGGGUAUCUAUUUCCAAACCUGAAGAGCCUUGUCCUCGCCGAGUGUCCGAUCAGAUCGCUUGGUUUGGAAGAAAAUCGAAAUUUGCCAAGCGAGGAUGGCCGCCGAACGAAAGAAGAAGGUCACGGGCAGGAUAACGAAAACAUGAAUCACUUAGACGCGGAUGAACAUACCUCGUCGACGGACGAUAAAGGAAAUAGGAUAUUUGAGAGCAAGGUCAACUACGAAAGAUCUGAGUCGAAGUCGGAAUCCAAUGGGACAACCAUCAAGUCGCCCCACGAUCCCUUCAGAAUGCUCAGGUUCUUAAACGUGAACGGUACCCUGCUAUCGGCUUGGGACGAGGUCGAAAGGCUCGCCAGGUUUCCCGCGCUGAAGUCGCUCAGGAUCCAAGGCUGCCCGCUUUUCGAGAGCCCCCGGGAGUACACGGAACACGAGAGGCGGCAGCUACUAAUAGCCCGACUGCCAAACGUCGAGACAUUGAACGGCGGCGGCGUGAUAUCGUCUCAGGAGCGCGAGGACGCAGAAAGGGCCUUCAUACGUUAUUACAUGGACAAACCGGAAGCUGAUCGACCCGAAAGGUAUUCCGAGCUCGUGGCUAUUCACGGAAAGUUGGACCCCUUGGUGAACGUAGAUUUGACGCCGGAGAAAAGGGUCAAGGUCACGUUCACUUACGGAGAUCUCGUCGAGGUACGGUCGGUAGAUGUAUAUAGGACAGUUUUUGAAUUAAAAACCAAGUUGGAAAGUAUGGUGAAAAUUCCUGCCAAUAGAAUGAGGCUUUUCUACGUUGAUCAGGAAAUGAAAGCACAGUAUGGACCGGAGGAAAUGCUGUAUCCAAACAAGCAACUCUAUCGGUACAACAUUAGGAACGGCGACGAGAUCAUCAUUGACAGCAAACUGAAUCGAUUCGCGUCAACGUCGUCGACCACAUCUUCCAUUCGUUCCUGAAGAAGAACGACGAGUGAAUCGUGCGGUAUUGAAAAAAUCCGAUAACUCCUCGGGUUUUGAUCUCCACUUAUAGCCUCACGAUGCGACGCUCAUCGGUGAAUUGUAACAAUACUGUUACAGAUCAAUAGAGAGGCGCGAUUUUCAUGAUUGCGUUUGCUAACACCACCGCGGGUGUCUGAGAAAACCAAAAACUGUUACAAUCCAAGGAGAGCAAUUCGAGGGUAAAUAUCUCCCUACGUUGAAGUAUACAAGCUAAACGUAUAGAAUUAUUAGGGUUUUACGGAUGUUUGACGUUACCUUAAACCACAAAUGUUUCAAAAAUAAUAAUGAGCAGAUAUGUGAGAAAUCUUUAAUUGGCGAAAAUUCGGUAAUUUAUCGGAGACGAAAUUAUCUAAAAACGAGUGUUGCCUGAUGAACGGUAUGUCUAGACAUUUUCUGAAAACCAUUAAUUACAACCACCAAUGCAAAUGAUCGUCCAUUGCGAUUGUUAGAUAAUUAUUUCUUCGUAUAACAAACUCACCCAGAGACCUCGACAUAUAAACUUAAACCGCUACUAACGAGCCUGGUGCAUAGAGAAUAAUUAUUGUAUCCAGUGUACAAGCGUACACGCGCUUAGAUGGAUAGUUAGCCAUCUUUUUCUUUAACGUAGUAAUUCUCGUCCGUCUUAGGAGACGAAACGUAAUACGGGGAAGCAGGAUUGUACAUAGUGAAUUUCAAUUUCCAGCUAAAUUCGAUGUAGUUACGACGCGAGCAAAGAAGAUUUACCCUAUUUGCUUGACGAGAAAGAAAGUGAUAAGGAAUUCGUAGAAGAUAAUUCUCGACUCAUCUUAGGACGAUGCCAACGACAACUGUAACGUAACGCGCCGCCGUUGAGGCUGCUGUGAAGAGAACGAAAUAUUUUUGUAGAGAUCGCGGGCAGUUACCCUUAAAGAAAGUAUAGGAUCUACUCGUUCAUGAAACGAACGCGUUUUGUUGUUCCCCCCGCUUGAGCACCGGGCAAUAAUGAAAGUGUGUAACGCAGUCGCGAAAAUGCGUGCGGCUCUUUCGCGAAAGUCGCUGGUAAAAGGCAAGAAGAAGCCUUGCACGAAAUUCCCGAGUAAGUUUAAGAGUAGCGGAAUGUAUUUACGCCGCUGAUUCGCGAAAGCGUCGUUCACUUACGUCGUCAUCUCGACAAUUGAUCUCUGUACUUUCCGAAGGUGAUGUAUACUUACGAGUAAACUCUUUCCUCUGUAAACUUUGCGCGAGAUCAAAACGCCUAGGUGUCACGAGCUCGUAAAUUACAACGUGAGUUGUAACGAAUACGCGUGAAACGCGAGAGAAAAUUGUGAAACCGCGCAGGAGUCGUGCGCGGUUGAAGUUAUGUUUGCUAUCGUCUAUUUUCGACGCGUACUUAACAUCUUCACUUCUCAUCUUCAACAGUUUCUAUGUCUUUGAACAACCAUUACUUCUUUUAAUUCUAAGGUAUUUGAACAUACGACAGCACGAAUAAAUUGAAUAUAAUCGCAAUCGUUUCGUUACGAAGUGGACAAACGGAAAUCAUGAUACGUUGACGACAGCGGUAGAGUGCUAAUAUAAAUCUUAAAUGUGAUAACAAAGGCGAUGCCGAUUGCGAUUUAUGAGUAUAAUGUUCCGGAUUCGUAUAAUAAUCUCGAUUCUCGAA